CGACGACUUGUACACACGAUCGAAUUUACAGCUCUCGUAAUACAAAAAAAAUCAUCGUCGUCGUCAUUACGAUUCUCAGGCCAUAUAGUAAUACGUGUACGCAACGCAACCCUGUGCCGCUGUGCUGGACGUGACGAUGCUACUAUACGUGAGCUAACAAUAGAACGGCAGCAGCAGCGAACCGCCAGCUACGAGUGAGAGAGCGAGUAACCUCAACCUCGCGCGACUGCCUCAGGCGCACACGGUAUUUUAAAUACCUUAUAUCGCGAUUCAAGUGUUACACCUACUUGUGUAUGUCAGUUCGUCUCGGCUGAAUAUCCGUGUGUGUGGUGCCGCGCGUUGUGUUAUCAAACAAGACUCGUAUCGUGUGUUACGGCGAAAAAAAAUGCAACUGUCGAAGAUCUUCUGCUCGCGACUCGGGUGCAUCGCCCUGCUGAUGUUGUGCUGCAGCUCGCUCGAUUACGCGUCCGCGGCCUCGGCGCAUAUUCACACGCAGCAUGGCAAGGGCGGCUCCAAGGAGCGCACCGAGGACGGGGCCUUCAGCCCCCGAGACAGCGGACACUAUCAGGACGGCGAGCAUCACAACGAGUUCGAUCACGAGGCCAUACUCGGUAGCGUUAGAGAAGCAGAGGAGUUUGAUAAACUUCCAAUUGAAGAAUCAAAAAGAAGACUGAAAGUUUUGCUGACUAAAAUGGACUUGAAUUUGGAUCAAUUUAUUGAACGAAAUGAGUUAAAGGCAUGGAUUUUGAGAUCUUUUAAAAUGCUAUCCGACGAGGAAUCAAAAGAUCGAUUAGAAGAUGCUGAUUCCGAUGAAGAUGGCAGAGUUACUUGGGAUGAAAUUCUUCAAGAUACUUAUGGCACAGAUCCUGAAGACUUAGCUAUUGAAGAUAAAGCAAUACAAAAUGACAAAGAUACAUUUGAUGUGGCGGAUCUCAAUCAAGAUGGGUACUUGAAUCCAAUUGAAUUUAAAGCAUAUACUCAUCCAGAGGAAGAACCCAGAAUGAUGGAUAUCAUUAUGAAACAAGCAAUGGAAGAUUAUGACAAAGAUGGUGACUCCUACGUAAGUUUUCAAGAAUUUUUAGGUGCUAGAGCAGAAAGCCACGAUAAGGAGUGGUUACUUGUGGAAAAAGAAAAAUUUGAUAAUGAAUAUGAUAAAGAUAAAGAUGGUAAAUUAAACCAAAAUGAGAUGAAAGCAUGGCUUAUCCCAAGCAAUGAAGAUAUUGCUGAUGAUGAAGUAGAGCAUCUAUUUGCUGCAUCAGAUGAUGAUCACGAUAAUCGAUUAUCAUUUGAAGAAAUUCUAGAACAUCAUGAUGUCUUUGUUGGCAGUGAGGCUACUGAUUAUGGAGAUCAUCUACAAGAAAUACACCGUUUUGAGGAUGAACUCUGAGAUGCAGUCAUAAAACCUAAAUUUUGGGUGUUCUCCAGUUUUUAUAAGAUCCCUAGGAAGAAAUUGUACAUGAAAGCUCUUUUAAUAUUUUUUGAUGCCUAUGUGUGUUCUUUUAUUUUUCAUGGUUUUUUACUUCUCUAUGUAUAACAUUAAUAGAACUUGAGUGACAUACCAUUGAAAAAUUGAGAAAGUUAAAAAAAAAAUUACUUAAAUGCCAAAUAUUAAAACAACCUCUUGCAGUAAAAUUUCAUUAAUAUUGAGUCAGUAAUUGAUAGUCAUUGACUUUUUCAUUUUAAUAAGAUUCUUGACUUUAUAAAAAAAACUGUGAUGGUUGAUGAUGUUGAUAUUUUCAUAAUUUUUUUAAUUCAUGACAUCUGCUCUGUACAAGCAUUUUUCAUAGAUGAUACAAUUUUUGUACUAUAACUUCACUUAUUAAGUCUAUGCCCAAGACAAAAUCUAGCAUAUUUUAAAAUCUCUUAAAAUCCAUGACAUAUCCUACACUUCAAUCAACAGAAUUUGAAAAGGCUGCUUGUAGUAUUUUCAAAGCAACUGACUGAAGAAUUUUUAAUGAUAUCUAGUUUUUGUCCAUGGCACAGAAAUAAUAUUAGCAACUUGUCAAUAGUAAACUUUUAAAAUAAGUUCAAGAGUAUUUACUGUUUUACAGUUCUGUCUCUUAGUAGUGCCAUACUAUUAUUUUGUGAUUGUAUUGCUUUUCAGAAUAACUAACAACUAUACGUAGUAUUUGUCAAGUAUUAAUUACUACUUUGAUAUGAAAAUAAAAUUGAAAAUUGUGAACACGUCAAA
Messenger RNA from Trichogramma pretiosum, 2191 nucleotides. Its product is annotated as reticulocalbin-2. Gene Ontology annotation, molecular function: calcium ion binding. Bases 386 to 1387 code for a protein of 333 amino acids. The record is from RefSeq and is a predicted model, not a curated record. The transcript has 4 exons. NCBI's taxonomy places the organism in Eukaryota, Metazoa, Arthropoda, Insecta, Hymenoptera, Trichogrammatidae. Gene Ontology annotation, cellular component: endoplasmic reticulum.